Molecule: messenger RNA, 885 nt
Organism: Brassicogethes aeneus
Lineage: Eukaryota; Metazoa; Arthropoda; Insecta; Coleoptera; Nitidulidae
Source: the annotation of a GenBank genome assembly
UGAGUAUUUGACAGUUGAAAUUUCAUCAGCGCAAAAAAAUUUGGCUGUCAGUCGAAGUUAUAUUUUUUUAAUUGCGUCCUGGAAGCGUUUAAGUCCAAAUAAAAUAAAAUUGUCGUUAUUUAGUUGAUAAAAAGCACAAUAAAAAUGCCUAGAGGUAAAUUCACUAAUCACAAAGGGCGCAGCCGUCGUUUCACGAACCCCGAUGAAUUGGAGGAAGAAAGGAGAAGGGACGAACAAAAAAAAAAGUGGAGGCAACAGCAUGGUGAUGAGACUAGUGAAUCUGAGGAGGAAGCACCUGAAAAGAAAAUAAGCGAAGAAUCUGGCAGCGACUCUGAAUCUGAAGAAAGCAGCGAUGAGGACAAAAAAGCCAAGGGUGUAUCGAAGUUAAUCGAAAUAGAGAAUCCCAAUAGAGUACAAAAAAAAAUGAAGAAAGUGACAGCUCUAACCACCUCGGAUAUGGAUGGGAAACCUCAGUUAUCCAGGAGGGAGAGAGAGGAAAUUGAAAAACAAAAGGCGCAGGCUCACUAUCAAAAGUUACACGCGGAGGGAAAAACUGAUCAGGCUCGUGCUGAUUUGGCUCGAUUGGCCAUUAUUAGGCAACAGAGGGAGGAUGCAAAAAAACAGAGGGAAAUGGAUCAAAAACAAAAAGAAGAUGCUGCCAAACAAAAAACUGCCGCCACUCAAAAAGCAUUGGGAAAAAAAUAAUUUUUACUACUUUACUAGUAAAUAAGCCUUUUUAACUAGUAUAAAAUAUUGCAAUACUAAUUAAACAUUGACAUCGCGUUUUUUCUGUAAAAAAAUAUUAAAAUUUAUAAAAAAAUUAUAAUAUUUGAAAGUAUUUAUAAAAAUAACGUACAAAAGUCAUUAAUUAUUGUAUUUACUUGC